Sardina pilchardus (European sardine) is the source of this 1473-nucleotide messenger RNA. RefSeq names its product angiopoietin-related protein 7-like. The transcript is spliced from 9 exons. The record is from RefSeq and is a predicted model, not a curated record. NCBI's taxonomy places the organism in Eukaryota, Metazoa, Chordata, Actinopteri, Clupeiformes, Clupeidae. The coding region runs from base 1 to 1473 and encodes 490 amino acids.
AUGGAGGGUGCGGAGCAGAGGGGGAGGCGAGAGGAGAGGUGCGGACAGGAGCGGUGCGGAGUGACCCGUCCGUCGGCGCUCCGACUGACCGCCACUCUCCUGCUGCUGUGGGCGGCGGCGGCGGCGCGGGUUGCCGGGGGCGACGGCGGCGAGGACUACACGUCUCAGUCUCAGUGCGGCGAGUACAGCAACCAGCUGCAGGAGGACGGCAUGUGCCGCCUGACCGCAACGCUACCACAGCUGGACGAGCACGAGCGCUGCCCAGACAUGUUCCGCUGCACCGACCAGGUGGCCUUCUGGCUGCGCGAGAACGAGGAGCGCAAGCAGCACAUCCUCACGCUCAAGGAGACCGUCUCCGAACUGCAGGAGGAGCUACGCAACCACCGCCACAGGGUCAAAGUGCUGGAGCUGCAGGAGGAGCUACGCAACCACCGCCACAGGGUCAAAGUGCUGGAGCUGCAGAGUGAGGAGCGUAACCGUGUCAACUCGUCUCUGGAGCAGCGUGUGCAUGAGCUGGAGGUGCACUACGCUGAGGCCUCCACCCUCCUCCACCUGCAGGGGUCGCUGUUGUACGACCUGCAGGCCCAGAUCGGCAACCUCUCACUACAGGUGGAGAAGGUGCGUCGUAACCCCGGCUGCAUGAUCAACAUCGUCAGGACCAGCCCCCUACUCAGCGCUCAGGAGGCACUGCACCCAGAGGUGCAGCAUGUGAGGAACUGCCCUAUUGACUGUGCCUCCAUCUACUAUAACGGCGUGCGUCGCUCGGGAAUCUUCACCGUGGUGCCGUCGCUAGGGGCAACCCCCGUAGAGGUGUACUGUGACAUGGAGACGGACGGUGGUGGCUGGACGAUGAUCCAGCGUCGGCAGGACGGCUCGGUGAACUUUGACCGCAGCUGGAACGAGUACAAGGAGGGUUUUGGGGACCUGCACACGGAACACUGGCUGGGCAACUCCCACAUCCACGACCUCACCAGCCAGGGAGACUACACACUCCGCAUCGACCUAGAGGACUGGAGCAGCAAGCACAAACACGCCCUCUACCAGAGCUUCAGCCAGGGCGACUACACACUCCGCAUCGACCUGGAGGACUGGAGCGCCAAGCACAAACACGCCCUCUACCAGAGCUUCAGCAUUGAGGACGAGGCGACGCAGUACCGGCUGCACGUGAGCGGCUACAGCGGCACGGCCGAGGACUCCUUCAGCUGGUACCACGACAAGCAGGGCUUCAGCACGCCGGAUACGGGCCACGUCUGCGCCGAGAUCUCCCACGCAGGCUGGUGGUACAACCAGUGCUUCUACGCCAACCUCAACGGAGUCUACUACAAGGGCGGGCGCUAUUCUCCUAAGGCCAAGAACCCGCUGGGCCCAGACGGCAUCGUGUGGUUCACCUGGAAGGACUCGGACUACUACUCCCUCCGCCGCGUCAGCAUGAUGAUCCGCCCACGCACCUUCAGACCGCACCUGUCCCCAUGA